Messenger RNA from Hordeum vulgare subsp. vulgare (domesticated barley), 1580 nucleotides. Its product is annotated as serine/threonine-protein phosphatase PP-X isozyme 2. The record is from RefSeq and is a predicted model, not a curated record. Gene Ontology annotation, biological process: peptidyl-serine dephosphorylation; double-strand break repair via homologous recombination. The coding region runs from base 194 to 1267 and encodes 357 amino acids. The transcript has 7 exons. Lineage: Eukaryota; Viridiplantae; Streptophyta; Magnoliopsida; Poales; Poaceae. Gene Ontology annotation, cellular component: nucleus; cytoplasm. Gene Ontology annotation, molecular function: protein serine/threonine phosphatase activity.
CCGAAAGUGAGGUAACCUUACCGGCCCCGAAACGCUCGCCCCCACAUGCCACCACGGCCCGCACUGCACGCGCCUCCCCCCUCCUCCCCCUCCUAACCCUAGAAUCUUCCAGAAUCAGCGGGAAGCAGGGAGGGCGAGGCGCGCGCCGCGCUUCCGGAAGCUUCUAGAAGCUCGAGUGGGGGAAGGAGCCGAGAUGGGGACCUCGGAUCUGGACCGGCAGAUCGAGCAGCUCAAGCGGUGCGAGCCGCUGGCGGAGGCGGAGGUCAAGGCGCUCUGUCUCAAGGCCAUGGAGAUCCUCGUCGAGGAGAGCAACGUCCAGCGCGUCGACGCCCCCGUCACGAUAUGUGGAGACAUUCAUGGACAGUUCUAUGACAUGAAAGAACUUUUCAAAGUUGGAGGUGACUGCCCAAAGACAAACUACUUGUUCCUUGGGGACUUUGUUGACCGAGGAUUUUAUUCCGUUGAAACAUUUUUGCUUCUUUUGGCCUUAAAGGUUAGGUACCCAGAUCGUAUAACUUUAAUACGAGGAAAUCACGAGAGCAGGCAGAUCACACAAGUUUAUGGCUUCUAUGAUGAGUGUCUUCGUAAAUACGGCUCGGUGAAUGUCUGGAGAUAUUGCACAGAAAUAUUUGACUAUUUAAGUUUGUCUGCACUUAUUGAGAACAAAAUCUUCAGCGUCCAUGGAGGCCUUUCCCCUGCUAUUACGACAUUGGAUCAGAUCAGAGUAAUAGAUCGCAAGCAAGAAGUGCCUCAUGAUGGUGCCAUGUGUGACCUUCUUUGGUCUGAUCCAGAGGAUGCUGUAGACGGCUGGGGAUUAAGUCCUCGAGGUGCAGGGUUCCUCUUUGGUGGAAAUGUUGUUUCUUCAUUUAACCACUCAAACAACAUAGAUUAUAUUUGCCGUGCUCAUCAACUAGUCAUGGAAGGAUUCAAGUGGAUGUUCAAUAACAAGAUUGUUACUGUAUGGUCUGCUCCUAACUAUUGCUACAGGUGUGGCAAUGUUGCUGCAAUCCUAGAGCUUGAUGAGAACCUGAAUAAGCAGUUCCGUGUAUUUGAAGCUGCUCCACAUGUUUGUGCUCAUGACUUAUACCAUUACCUUUGUAAUGUGUUGCUCCUGGCAUCUAAUUUGUCUGCCGACCUCUGUAGGAAUCAAGAGGUGUUCCUGCGAAGAGGCCUGCCCCAGAUUACUUUCUUUGAGACUGCACACAUGGCAUGUGACACGCUGUCUUUUCAUGCCCUUGAGCACCGGCGGGCGGAUAGGGGCCAUUGAAGGCGUGCCAUGUUGGCAGAUGAGCACGUGCUUUGCAAGGGAUUAGCCAGGAGGCGCUUUCGGGAUGUAUAAAUCGAUUGUUCUGUGUCCGUCGAGGUCUAUUGUUUGUAACAAAGUUGAUGUCGGUAUCCACUUCUCCCCCCAAAUAGCUCCAAUUUGAGCUUUUUUAGAAAAUGCCUCCGCGAAGGGAGUGGUGUAGAUGAAGCCACUCUGGGCCCAUGAUGUAAAAUUUUGAUGCCAGUCCCUUCCUCACCUGGGAAUCCGUACAUUUUCUAGAAUGUAGAAUGGUAUGCAAAUGUGUGCCUUGAGUUUA